This is a messenger RNA of Pseudomyrmex gracilis, 1555 nucleotides long. It is a transcript of the gene Con, whose product is annotated as connectin-like. Gene Ontology annotation, molecular function: protein binding. The coding region runs from base 236 to 1555 and encodes 439 amino acids. Lineage: Eukaryota; Metazoa; Arthropoda; Insecta; Hymenoptera; Formicidae. The record is from RefSeq and is a predicted model, not a curated record. The transcript is spliced from 4 exons.
UAGCAUUUCUCCCACUUUCACUACUUCUCUUGGCGUCGUAGCCGGAGGUAAAACGCGGGUGUUACAGUUUAGAUUUUAGAUACAAGAAUUAAAACCGAACAUAUAUAUUUUUCUUUCUAAGAUCGUGGUUUAUAUUUGGUGAAUAUCAAAUGUGUAAGUGACCAAAGUGAGAUUUGAUAUUGUAAAACUGAUCCUUUAAGUUGUGAUUGCACUCUGCUAACGAUUGGGUUACAUAAUGCGAUCGUCUCUGUACACUUUCUUCAAUAUUGAAUUAUUAGUAGCAAUUUUAUUUGUAUCAUCAUAUUCGGUAGCCUCGAAAUCGCAUGGCAAUAAAAAAAACAUCAGCAAGGAAACAAAAGAAUCGAAGGAAGUGGAUAUUUGUAAUAUCGAAAACCGAUAUACGCCGAUAAUCUGCUAUUGUACUACUGUUAUCAACGGUAACAUUGACGUGCAAAAUGCCACCAAAAUUAAUGCCAGUUGUUUGAUAUUGGAAAAGUUGGAGCACAGCAAUUCUAUAUGGAAUUAUUUUACGUCACAACCUUAUCUUGAACAAUUAAUGUUCACGGUACGGUCCAACGAUAGUUUUGACUAUGUACCCAGUCAGAUGUUGCGCCAGUUAAACAAUCUGCGCGUUGUCAAAUUCCGAUAUGCAAAGCUCGACGAACUUGCCGAGCGCGCUUUUAGCAAUCUCGUCAGUAUCCAGGAGAUCAGUCUUAAACGUAACACGAUAGUUGUGCUACAUAAGUACGCUUUCGAGAACAUGAAAAAUCUUGCUGCAAUUGAUCUCGACGAAAACCGUAUAUCUGAAAUUAAUAGAGACACAUUUGUAAAUCUACCGAUCUUACGCUCGUUACAUCUUAAUCGUAACAACAUCAGUAACGUGCACGACAGAGCGUUUAAAUAUUUAAAUUCGCUACGGGAACUUGAAUUGAGCGACAAUCAGAUUGUUGUUGUUAAACGUGACAGUUUCCAUGGUCUGAGCAAUCUGUUACGUCUUGAUCUAAGCAACAAUUUAAUCUCCACAAUUGACGAACGUAGCUUCGUCGAGAUGCCAGAACUAGUCGAGCUCAAGCUUGAUCAAAAUCAAAUUAAAUACAUAUCUGGAAGAGCGCUCGACGGUAUGCGCAAUCUUCGAAAAUUGCUGCUGAGCGAAAACCAAUUGAUGACGUUAACCUCGGAUUUUCUAGUUGGUGCACCCGGUGUUAACUUCUUAGAUUUGAGAAACAAUAAUCUGAAAACGAUGACUUUCGACAACAUCAAACCCAUCAUAUUUAAUCUUUAUAGCACCGAUAGCCAGUUUUACUUGAACGACAACAGAUUAAUUUGCGAUUGCAAACUUGCGUGGAUCUGGGGUUUACAACACGAGACAAAAAGCACAAAACUGAAAGACGCUUUGAAAGAACUUAUUUGCAUUCUAGACAUUAAUGAAUCGCAAAAGAUCAACAACGAAAACUUCGAAAAAUCUCAGCAACGUAAGAUUACGCAAAACUUUAGCAAGUUUUGCUUUGCAUACAAAGAAACAUGUAUAAAACAAAGAUUUUUGCUUUCCAUGUAA